UACGCUUAUUACGUUUCACCCACCGAAUGAAAGGGAAAGAGGAGACAGCUUUAUUCCCGCAAUCUUGAUAGGAUUUCUCGGCGGAAAACCCAAAAUCUACAUUGUAAACUAUGGGAAACAAUCCAAGACUAGAGGCAUCUAUCCUCUAUUGAUUCAUUUUUCUAUGUUUUUUCCUCAAACAACAGACUUUGAGUCCACUCUCCUCCCAAGUAGAGGUGAUACUGGCUGUGAUCUAGAUAAGAAAAGGCCAUUCAGGGUUGUUCUCAAGAGAGACUAAUUGCUGGUUUGCACUCCCCCCACAGUUUCUGUGAGCCUAGGGUUCUCUAUCAGUUUUCGGUCAUCCCCGAGUUCUGUUUCACAAGCGUUUUGCUUUGAACUUGUGGCUUUUGGGGCUGUAAAUGAUACUAGAAAAAGAGGCGAUUUGAAGGAUAGACUCUGAUUUUGGAUGGUAUAAUGGGUGCUACCUGUUGUUGCUUGCGAGAUGAUUGCGAUGAUUUUGCUAAUCCAAACAGCUCGAUAUACCGGAACUGUAUAUGCAUGCGGUAUCUUCUUCAGAGUUUAUUGCACGUGUAUACAUCAUUAUUUCAUAGAGAACCACGUUCCAUCACUUCAUCCACUCAAGCGACAGCAUCAUUGAGUUCUGUUGUUUCACUUGAUAACUCUCUAUCUGACAUGUAUCGCUCUCCUCCAAGACCAUUGCCUUAUGAUGCUGAUCCCAGAUUUUUCCGGUUACAACGAGAUGGGCUAGUCUCGAGAAGGGAAAAGGGGUCGAGUCACUCGCAUGAGGAGACUGAACCAUUACGAAGAGGUGAUAUUGAUGAUGAAACGGAUUCUCUGAGCACUGGAAACAAAUGGGAUGCUUCUUGUGAGGAAGGAUCGAAAGACUACAACUCAAAAGCUUCACUUAAGCUCUCAACAGCUAAAACAACAACGGGAUUUGCUCAUAUUUAUUAUUCCUCUUCUUCUUCAGAAGAUGAAGAUGCCUGCCCAACAUGCCUUGAAGAAUAUACAGAAGAAAACCCCAAAAUAAUCCUGAAAUGCUCUCAUCAUUUCCAUCUUGGUUGCAUAUAUGAGUGGAUGGAGAGAAGUGAUAACUGUCCAGUUUGUGGCAAGGAGAUGGCAUUCGAUGAGACAACUGAUCUUGCUUAACAUAUUCCGGUGUUGGAAACCAACAAAGACACAAUGAUCCUGAAAUACGAUGUAAAGUUUCUGUUAAUAGUUAAAAAAUGUUGCCUUACAUAGAACAUAAAGUAAUUGUUCUGCAAAACCUAUUUGAGUGCAUUCUUCUUGGUGGCAUUGUUUUCUCUA
Messenger RNA from Ipomoea nil (Japanese morning glory), 1308 nucleotides. RefSeq names its product E3 ubiquitin-protein ligase At3g02290-like. Gene Ontology annotation, molecular function: ubiquitin-protein transferase activity. The transcript is spliced from 5 exons. Bases 454 to 1149 code for a protein of 231 amino acids. The record is from RefSeq and is a predicted model, not a curated record. Lineage: Eukaryota; Viridiplantae; Streptophyta; Magnoliopsida; Solanales; Convolvulaceae.